UAUUUACAGUCUUGUUUGUUGGCAGCGAACAGCGAAAAUUCAUAAUAAAUAUUAAGGAAAUCGUAAUAAAGGGCCGCCGACAUGCUGUCCAUGCUGCAGGAGAAGCGGCCGCUGAAGCGGACUCGCUUGGGACCACCAGACAUCUACCCGCAGGACGCAAAGCAGCGCGAGGACGAACUGACGCCCACGAAUGUAAAACACGGCUUCACCACGACCCCUCCUUUGUCCGACGAGUUUGGCACAGCCCACAACUCAAACGUAAAUGCUGGAAAGGUAAGCGCCUUCUUCAGUGGCGUUUUGGCCAAAAAGGAGGAGUUGAUGACCCUGCCGGACACUGGGCGAAAGAAGCAGCAGAUCAACUGCAAGGACAACUUUUGGCCCGUCUCACCGCGGCGGAAAUGCACCGUUGACGCCUGGUUCAAGGACCUUGCUGGAAACAAGCCACUUCUCAGUCUGGCCAAACGGGCGCCCUCCUUCAACAAGAAGGAGGAGAUCUUCAUAACUCUAUGCGAGAACCAGGUGAACAUGCAGCGCGCCACCUGGUUCAUUAAGCUGAGCGCCGCCUACACACUAAGUUUCACCGAGUCAAAGAACAAAAAGCGCAGCAUCUACGAUCCAGCGGCAGAGUGGACAGGCAAUAUGAUCAAGUUUAUGAAGGAGCUGUUGCCCAAGCUGCAGGAGUAUUACCAGCAGUCUCACGAUAAGAAUAACUCAAAUAGCUCCAAUACACCGAGUCUGACAGCCCCAGGAUCUGUUGGUGGAACCAAUGGCACCUCUUCGAGCGGUCCAGGGUCCACCGCAGGUUCCAGUGCUCCAUCUAAUGUGAUUCCGGUACCCAGCAUGGCCAGUCCGCUGCCACCGAUACACAGCCCGGCAAAUGGACAACAGGGCUCGGCAGGACCCGGAGUAGGAUCCGGCAGUGUGCUUCCGGCAGCCGUGGGGCUGGGAGGAUCUGCACCGGGGUCGUCAGUGGUGGGAGGAGCUGCUGGUGUUGGUGCUGCGGUGCCGCCUGGCUCCAGCAUCUCCGGCAUCGGAAGCCAGUUUGAGGAUAGCCGAAACGCGUUAAAAUAUUGGAAGUACUGCCACCAGCUGAGCAAGUAUAUGUACGAAGAGUCUCUGUUGGACCGACAGGAGUUCCUCAACUGGAUCCUUGACCUACUCGACAAGAUGCGCACCCAGGCGAGCUUCGAUGAGCCGCUCAAGAAGUUGGUUCUAAGUUUCGCCCUGCAAUAUAUGCACGACUUUGUGCAAUCGGAACGUUUGUGCCGGAAAAUGGCCUACAUUGUAGCGAAAAAGUUGGCCCAGUUGCUAAACACGGCCGUGGAGCAGCAAGCGAUCAAGGAGCUGGACGACCACCGAAUGCAGCAGGACCCUUAUGAGCUGGCGCUGCAGGAACAGAUGAGUUGCCCGCACCACCGCGACGUAGUGCUCUAUCUCAGCACCAUUCUGCAGAUAAUUACUAUUGAAUGCCCCACGGCGCUGGUGUGGAGUGGCAUCCCAGCCCACCGGGCUACCUCUGUGCUAGUGGGAAGCCCACUGGACCACCUGCCGCUGGCACCCUCCGUGCUGCCAAUGCCAACCCGGUGUCCGCGGACCAAUCUUGAAAUCCGACGCCAACUGCGAGCCGCAGAGGCGGACAUUGUCCUUCGAACUCAACACGCAGAGCAGCGUUGGUUCGCAUCCAAGUGGCUUAACGCUGGAAAGAAUCAGUAUACCGGAGUACUGGCUACAUUGGACCACCUGGACACGCACUGCUUUGAUCGCUUGGAUCAGGGGAACAGCAUCGACACACUGUACGCCCACAUAUUCCCCAGCACUAGUCGGCGGCGAGACGAAGAUCAGCAGGAACAGCAGCAGCAGCCUCGUCCUGCCUACGAACCGAAGCAGGACAAGGACACUGUGAGAAUCCUUUGUGAGUGGGCCGUUUCCGGGCAGCGAUGGGGCGAACACCGGGCCAUGGUGGUAGCCAGCUUGCUGGACAAACGUCAAAUCGAUGUGACGAGCACGCCAGCAGAUCAACAGUCCAGCGACAAGGACGACAAGGAUUCUCUGGCCUCAGGUGCUGGCCUAAUCGAUGGUCUGCCCGUUUUCCAACACGUUCUGAUGCACUUCCUUGACCACGACGCUCCAGUAUUGGAUGAGCAUUCGGGCAGUUCCCAGCAGCGUACAGAAUUCACCAAUCUCGUUCAGCUGUUCAGCGCAUUAAUAAGGCACGACGUCUUCUCGCACAAUGCCUACAUGCACACACUCAUCUCGCGUGGAGAUCUUCUGCUGGAGUCUGUCCUGGUCAACAAAUCCGGGACUACAGCUACCAAAACAUCGCCACCACCGCCGGCUCCGCCGACAACGACAACGCAUGAGUUCGACGACGAUGGCUUUGGAGGCCUUGAUUUCAAACAUAACGAACAGGAUGACUCAAACGUGGAUUACGAACUGGACAAGAUAGUGCAGAACAUCAAGGAGAAGGGCCAGCAGCAUGAGCCGCCCGAUAGCCCGAAAAUUGGUCCACCCGGCGAUAGUGAUACCAGUACGGGGGGCACUGGCACUAUCUCCCGCCACUAUGUGUACACCAAACACUUUCCCAUUCCGCAGGAUGACCCCAGCAUGAGUAGCUACAGCAGUGAAAGCAAUCAGCGGUAUAUUCUGCUGUUCGGCGUCGGCAAGGAAAGGGAUGAAAAGAAGCAUGCCGUGAAGAAGAUGGCCAAGGAGAUUGGUAAGCUUUUCACCAAGAAGUUCAGCAUUGAUGUGGCUGCUGCCGGGCACGUCAAGAAGCACUCGAGGAACGAGUUCAAUUUUGAGGCCACCACUUCAAAGUGCCAGCAGAUGGCCUACUUCGACCAGCAUGUGGUCACCGCCCAGUGUGCGGCGAACGUGCUGGAGCAGCUCAACGGAUUCGCGCUGGGCAACAACAACUAUCUGCCGGUGCAGGAGCAUGUGGCGUUUCUGUUCGACCUCAUGGAGCUGGCGCUGAACAUCUACAGUCUUCUGGAACUAUGCGACAGCCUGCUGAAGGAGUUGCCCGAAGUCGAGCAUCAAUUGCAGUUGAAAAAGUCGAACUUGGUGCGCAGUUACACCACUUCGUUGGCCCUCUACAUUAUAAGCAUCUUGCGACGGUACCACAGUUGCCUGCUCCUCUCGCCGGAACAAACGCUGUCUGUGUUUGAGGGCGUUUGUCGCACCAUUCGCCACGUUAGUAAUCCCAGCGAGUGCUCUUCGGCGGAACGCUGCAUCCUGGCGUACUUAAGCGAUCUGCACGAGUCCUGUGUCCUUCUGCAAGGAAAAGAACAGUCUGCGGAGUACUAUCAGCAGCUGCAGUGCAUCAAGCGCUUCAAGGAUAUCUUCAAUACACCAGAGCAGCUGAGCCUUCCGCCACAAGGCUAUAACCCCCAGUUGCUGCAGGAACUGUUUGUGGCGCCACGCCGCGGCGGUAAGCUGGAGCCCCAUUGGCUGCGCACUCUGCACGAGUCGCCGGCGAACGUGUACAGCUUUGUUUCCAACGCAGUCAUCACCGUUUGCCGGGAAACCGACAACGAGCGGCUUAAUGAUGUGGCUUUGGCAUGCGCCGAGCUAACUGCCAGCUGCAACGUGCUGUCUGAGGAGUGGAUCGCCGCCUUGCAGAGCCUAUGCAGCGGCAGUAAGAGUCCUCGCUACCCGCAUCUGGGCCAGGGCGGCCAGGUGGACAUCGGGCAGACUAAGACGCACAACGCCCUGGCCGUGUUCGUGUGCAUUCUGGUGGCCAGGCACUGUUUCUCCCUGGCGGAUUUCGUCAGCAAGUUUGCCCUACCCACCUUGGCGCGAUCUGUGAGCUCCGGAGGCGCCGAAUUGAGCGUAGAUGCGGAAGCAGGAGCCCGACUCACUUGCCACCUAGUGCUGAAGUUAUUCAAGACCUUGGAGAUUCCCCAGCCGGGAAUGUACUCUGUGAGCACCUCCCCCAAUCCGCUGCACGCUGUGGGAAACGAUUUCAGCAUCCGACUAAGCUGUGACAGGCACUUGCUAGUGGGCGCCCACAAGACCAUUCCUAUAGCUGCGGUGCUGGCGGUGCUCAAGGCUAUUCUUAUAGUGGUGGACAACGCGGCCCUAAAAACACCGCUGGCUGCUGGAGGAUCUUCCUCGGGUGGUCUAGGCGGCGCCUUCGGGAGCGGCCGACGGAGUGGCUUCAGUACGCCUGUUCAUCCAGGUAGCACACCGAAGAGCAAUGAGCAGAGGCCGGCGGAUCUCAGCCAGAUUCUGGGCACCAGUGACCUUCAGAUGGGCAGUAGCUUAACUAGUGAGCCGGAAACAAUGCAGCAACCAUCCAGUGGAGGAGGACUGGAACAGAUCUCACUGCUGGAGUUCGCGCAGGCGGUGCUUAAACAGAUCUGUGCCCAGGAGCACGUCCUUGAAAGGUGCCUUAAGAACGCCGAGCAAUUGUGCGACAUGAUCAUGGACGAGAUGCUGACUGCUAAGCAGGCGCAACGAGUGCUGCACAUGAUCUGCUACCCGGAGGCUGAAUUCAACAUCAUAUCCGAGUUGGACCAAAAGGCCAUGAUCGUUCGCAUCCUCGAGAACCUGGGCCAGUGGACGUUGCGCAUCUCAUGGCUGGAUUUGCAGCUCAUGUACCGGCAGUCGCUUAGCAACAACGCGGAACUAAACGUGUGGCUGGAUACAGUGGCCCGUGCUGCAAUAGACGUCUUCCAUAUGGAGGAAGUCGUCCUACCAGGAGCUCUAAAAGCCACCCACAAACCCAAGCCCUCCACUUGGCUAGUGGCGCCGUUAAUCGCAAAGCUGACGCCGGCUGUGCAGGGGCGGAUCUUGAGGGUGGCGGGCCAGGUGCUGGAGAGCAUGAACUACUUCUCCAAGGUAUCCAAGUCGGAUUGCAACAGCUCCGGAAGCGGAGACGAGAGGGAGAAAAGCAACAGUUGCCACAGCAGCAACAGCUACGGGUUGGGCGGAGCAGCUCCUCGCAACAAAAAGAUGCCCCUGAACUACCAACCAUUCCUGGGUCUUAUCCUAACUUGUCUGAAAGGACAGGACGAGUAUAAGGAGAACCUGCUGGUCAGUCUCUAUGCCCAGCUCUCCCAAUGCCUGCAGUCCUUUUCUGAGUUGGACACCAUCGGAGGCAUUGACGAGCCACAAGCCCGCGAGGAAAUCCUGGACGCCUUGCAGCUCCGUUUCUCUCUGGUGGGUGGGAUGUUCGAGGCAAUCCAGAAGAACAGCACACCCACCACCGACUGGGCGAUCCUUUUGGCCCAACUGGUGUGCCAGGGGGUGGUCGACUUGAGCUGCAACCGUGAACUCUUCACCACGGUGGUAGACAUGCUGGCCACUCUGGUGCAUUCGACUCUGUUGGACAGCCAAUCGGAUCGGGACGACAAGAAGAACUACCUAAACCUGAUGAAAAAGCUGAAGAAAGAAAUUGGCGAGAAGAAUAAUGCCUCCAUUCGGGUCAUCCGGCAGCUGUUGCCACUGUACAAGCAGCCCACGGAGGUUAUCGCCUGCGAGCAUGCCGGAGUGGACACCAAGGGUAACAAGAUCUGUGACAUGGAUAAGAAGCAGCUGCGAAUCUCAGAUAAGCAGCGCAUCAGCGUAUGGGACAUCCUGGAAGGCCAUAAGAACCCGGCGCCACUAUCGUGGGUCUGGUUCGGAGCCGUUAAAUUGGAGAGGAAGCCCCUAACUUAUGAGGAGGCCCAUCGCAAUCUCAAAUACCACACGCACAGCCUGGUCAAGCCCAGCAGCUACUACUAUGAGCCAUUACCGCUGCCUCCCGAAGAUAUUGAGCCGGUGCCGGAGAAGAUCAUAAAGGACGAAAUGAAGGCCGAUACGCCAUCUUCAGUGGACCAAUCUCCCAGCGCCCCGGUGGGAGGCACUGGACGUGGUCGUGGAAAGGGAACAACGACGCGAAAGCGUAAGCCCAAGAACCCGAAGACUCCACCCGUCAACAACCAGACGCAGCAGCCCCAGCUGGCGCCGCAACCCCAGCAGCCGCCGAACGUUCAGCAGCAGCAACAGAUGCAACAGCAGCAGCAGCAACAACAGCAGCACAUGCAACAGCAACAGAUGCAGCCAAACCAGAUGGGUCAAAUGCCAAUGAACAUGCCGAUGAAUAUGCAACAGUUUGCACCGAAUCCUAACAACAUGAUGCAACAGAAUGCAAUGAUGCAGCAACAGCAGAUGCAGCAGAUGGGUGGCAACCAGCUGCAGCAGCAGCUGAACGUUGGCGGUGGCAACGGGCAGCAGAAUCCGCAGAUGAACUUUAUGCAACAGGGCCCUGGAGGCGGCGGUGGAGCUCCGCAAGGCAUGCCUGGACAGCAACAGUGGCACAAUACACCGCAACAGCAGCAGCCGCCGCAGCAAUACCACAAUCAGUAUGCACCGCACCAGCAGAAUAUGCAAUCCAAUCGCAUAGAACGGCCGCCGCAGGCCAAGCAGGCUCUAUCUCAGAUGCUGCGCCAGCGCCAUCCCUUCCAGCAACAGCAGCAGCAACAACAGGGCCCUGGCGGCCCCGGCUUCAAUCCCAUGCAGCAGCAACCACAGGCGCAGCAACAGCAGCCAGGCCCCCAGCAGCAGAUGAAUCCCAACCAGAUGCGGCAGCAGCAGAUGAACACGCAACAAAAUCCGCAGGCCUUGGCCGCUUUCAAUGCCCUGCAGCAGCAAAACGCCCAGCAGCAACAGCUGAAUCCCAACCAGCAACAGCAGCAGCAGUUCAUGCGGGGCAACAUGCGACCCGGCAUGACGCCCAACCAGAUGAACCAAAUGAACAUGGGCGGCCAGGGCAUGCCCCAGAACCCCAUGAUGCAGCAGCAGAUGCAGCAAGGCAUGGUUGGUAUGGUCAAUCCGAACGGCAACCAGAUGAUGCAGACUGGUGGCGGCCAGGGAGGCAAUGGCGUUGGAGUGGGAGUUGGGGUAGGAGUGGGCGUUGGAGCUGGUGGCAACAAUCCCAACAUGGGCAUGGGAGGCAUGUCGCAGCAGGGAAUGAUGCAGCAACAACCGCAGCAGCAGCCCCAGCAACAAGUGCAGUUCCAGAACUUCCAAAACCAAUACCAGCAACAGCAGCAGCAGGGAAUGCAACAGCAAGGCGGAGCAGGAGUCGGUGUUGGCGUUGGCGUCGGGGUGGGCAUGGCCCCCAAUCAGCAGCAACAAGGCAACAUGAUGGGAAACUUCAAUCCUCAGAUGCAGCAGGCGAACCGCAACAAUCCCGACUUCAUGGCUGCGGCGGCAGCUGCCCAACAGCAGCAACAACAGCAACAGAGAGGCGUCCCCGGAGGUAUGAUGGCCGGCAAUCGAGGUCAGUACAUGAACCAGGCGCCAAACGUAACCAUGUCCAAUAUGAUGGGUCCAGGUCCAGGCCAGGUUCCGCCUUACGCCAGGCAACAGGCGGCCGGCGGCGGAAAGCCAGGAGUACUCAAUACCCAGCAACAGUUUCAGCAGCAGCAACAGCAGCAGUUGCGCCACCAGCAGAUGAUGCAGAUGCAGGGCAUGGGUGGUGGCGGAGGCGGGGGCAUGGGAGCUGGUCCCCAGCAAGCCGGCGGCGCUGGUGGUGUUGGUGGCGGCGGAGGAGGCGUGGGCGUUGGUGUGGGUGGCAUGGUGCCGCAGCAGCAGAGCAUGAACCAGCAGCAGACACCCAAUCUGGUGGCCCAGCUGCAGAGGCAAAACAUGAUGGGUCAGCAGCAGCAGUACCAGCCUCCACCCUAUUAGAUUCUAGACACUCCAUAAUUUUAAAACUUAUUUUUUAAUUUAUUUAUCAGACGUACAUAUUUGCAAUAAACGUACACACAAAGUAAUUAAAAAUGCCGUAAAGUCGGUUUUUUAAAAAAUAUUCAAAAAAG
This is a messenger RNA of Drosophila bipectinata, 7805 nucleotides long. It is a transcript of the gene kto, whose product is annotated as mediator complex subunit kohtalo. Gene Ontology annotation, cellular component: mediator complex. The record is from RefSeq and is a predicted model, not a curated record. Lineage: Eukaryota; Metazoa; Arthropoda; Insecta; Diptera; Drosophilidae. Gene Ontology annotation, molecular function: transcription coregulator activity. Gene Ontology annotation, biological process: regulation of transcription by RNA polymerase II.